Messenger RNA from Arabidopsis thaliana (thale cress), 291 nucleotides. RefSeq names its product glycine-rich protein. Lineage: Eukaryota; Viridiplantae; Streptophyta; Magnoliopsida; Brassicales; Brassicaceae. The record is from RefSeq and is marked reviewed. Bases 1 to 291 code for a protein of 96 amino acids. The transcript has a single exon.
AUGGAAGCAGAAAUCGUCGGGGAAGCUUCUGCGGCUGUGAUAAUGAUCGGUGGUCUCGGCUUAUUCGGAACACAUUCAUUGCAAGCCGGCGGCAACGGCGGUGGAAGCGGCAAGGGGCAGUGGUUACAUGGUGGUGGUGGUGAAGGAGGAGGAGGAGAAGGAGGUGGUGGAGAAGGCGGUGGCGGACAGAAAAUCUCUAAGGGGGGUGGAGGCGGUGGUAGCGGUGGAGGACAAAGGAGUUCUAGUGGUGGCGGAGGAGGCGGAGGGGAAGGCGACGGAGGAGGUGGCUGA